Hymenoscyphus albidus is the source of this 1893-nucleotide messenger RNA. The record is from the annotation of a GenBank genome assembly. NCBI's taxonomy places the organism in Eukaryota, Fungi, Ascomycota, Leotiomycetes, Helotiales, Helotiaceae.
AUGUCCUUCGUUCAAGUUACAUAUGAGUUGAUAGCUUCUUCUUUCAAAGAUACUUCGAAUAGUGCCUGGGUUCUAGCUGGCUAUAAUCUUGGCCAUUGUAUCGCGCUGCCUAUUGUAAGCAAGGCUCAUGCCAAAGUGGAGAAUUGGUGUGGAUCAAAAUGCUAAAUAUACCAAUAGUACGGGAAAAUGAGUAGCUUCUACGGCACUAAGUUUCCUCUGGUAACAGCUUACUGUUUGUUCAGCGUGGGAUGCAUUCUUUCGUAUGUUCUGGCGGUGUUUCAAGACGUGUUUAUACCAGGAAUACUGAUGAGCUUUAGGGGACUGGGAGUGCAUCUGUGGCAAGUCAUCGCUGGAAGAAUCAUCACCGGACUUGGUGGAUCUGGAAUGCUCGCACUCGUCUCUGUAAUAAUCACUGGUAAGACCAGACCUUUUAUUCCACUGUUUCCAUAACUAAAACUUGUAUCAGAAAAUGUUCCACCUAAUCAGGUAGCUCUUAUGAGAAGUUAUGUAAAUGUGGUUAAUGUCAUUGGACGUGCUUUUGGAGGACCAUUAGGGGCUGUUGUAACCGAUGCAUUGGGAUGGCGAUGGUAAGUCUAACUCUUUCCCCUCCUUGUAGACUAUAAUAGCCACCAAUCAUCGAAACCUAUAGGUCGUUCAUUUGUCAAGUACCUAUAGCUCUGACAUGCUGUGCUUUCUGUGUGAUUAUUCUAUCGACAGAUACAAAGUCAGAAGACAACCCUGAGCGGCGAAUCCAGGAACGCAAAAGCGUGAAAGAUAUUGACUACCUAGGAAUCGGGGCUUUUAGUAUCUCAAUUACAAGUUUACUUGCAUCGAUCCAGCUGUUUGGAAAGCAAGGUUCGAACUCAAAAACUGCUUUGGUAUUGUUGGGUGUCGCUGUCUUCUUCGGGCUCGUGCUUCUACUUCUCGAAGCAUUUUACUCCAAGGAGCCAUUGAUUCCUCCGGGUCUCUUGAAAACUGUCACGGGGAUAUACUUUCUUGCACAGAUGAUCCUGGUAUUAGGACGAGAAGCUGUAUUUGAUUUCUGUUUCUUUUUGUUUCCCCGAGAGUUCUGAGCUGAUUUCUACAGCAUGUAUCAACCAUAGCCCCGUACUUUCUGUGGACUGAAGACCUCAAAUCGACAGCUGCUGCUUUACGUCUCAUCCCUUCACCCAUUGGUUUUACCAUCGGGUCUCUCCUCUCUGGUUACAUUAUUCAAAGGUAAAUCCAGUCUUUCUCCAGUCUUAAUACUUGUACUUAAAUUAGAUCCAGGACCAGCAAAUACAAAACUCUCUGUAUGGCUUCACUUGUGUUUACGUCCAUGGUGUACCUGGUCAUUGCUCUAAGGUGGGGCUAUCAGCCAUACCGAUGGGAGAACUUUUAUAUUCUACCAGCUGGAAUGGGAAUGGGUGCAAUUCUUACCUGCACAUUCGUCGGAAUGACCAUGAGUACCCCGAAAUCGAUGCAUGCCACAGCGAUUUGCAUUUACUUUCUCUGUCAGCAAGUAGGUGGAAUCAUUGGGACUGCAGCGGCCUCUGUCACACUCCGUACGAUUUUGAAUAAGACCCUUCAAGAUUGGCUGAAUAGCAUACCUCGGAAACAAGACGUAAGUAAUUUGAACCGCGGAAGCAUCACAAAGUGAAGGCUUAAUUUGACAUGACCUGCAGGUGAUACGAGAGAUUCUCAAUGGAUCUGGGUCCUUAAGUGUCCCUGAGACACUCCGAAAGGUUGUUCACUUCGCUUAUCGCCAUAGCUUCCAAUUUGUUGCAAGUAAGUAAUUUUCCAUGUAAGAAGAAGAUAGUAAACCCUUACAAACUUUAUUUAGUUAUUCCCUCUCUCGCAACAGCUCUUGUUUUACCUCUAUUGUAUUUAACACCAGAAGUCAAAAUAGAUUGA